GCUAAGUUCAGUAGGCACAGCACUCUUGCUGCGAGAGAAAGAGAAUCGAAGCAAAAAAAGAUGGCUAUGCUCAGAGGCCUAUCACUCAUGCUUUCUGUCACCUUCUUCUCUGGCUGCCUCGUCUCAGUCCCUUCCCUAGCUUCCUCCGAUGGCUUCCUCCAGUGCAUCAGGGAGAAGAUACCCAGCGAGCUUGUGUACACACAGUGCAACGCCAACUUCAGCGCCGUGCUGGCCUCCUCCGUUAGGAACCCCAAGUUCUUCACCACCACCGUCAGGCCGCUCUGCGUCGUCACGCCCACCCACGCCUCCCACGUCCAGGCCGCCGUGCUCUGUGGCCGCUGGCAGGGCGUGCGCCUCCGCGUGCGCAGCGGCGGCCACGACUACGAGGGCCUCUCCUACCGGUCGGCGCGGCCCGAGGUCUUCGGCCUGCUCGACCUCGCCAACCUCCGGGCAGUGAGCGUCAACCACUGGGAGUACACGGCCUGGGUCGACUCCGGCGCCACCAUCGGGGAGCUGUACUACGCCAUCGGGAAGAAUAACCCCGAGGUCGCGUUCCCGGCCGGCGAGUGCCCGACCAUCGGUGUGGGCGGCCACUUCAGCGGCGGUGGCGUCGGCAUGAUGAUGCGCAAGUACGGCCUCUCCAUCGACAACAUCCUCGACGCCAAGCUGGUCAAUGCCAACGGGCAGCUCCUCGACAGGGCCGGCAUGGGGGAGGACCUCUUCUGGGCCAUCCGAGGCGGCGGCGGCGGGAGCUUCGGCAUCGUGCUCUCAUGGAAGGUCCACCUCGUGCAGGUCCCACCCACGGUCACGGUGUUCAGCAUCGCAAAGACGCUUGAGCAGGGCGCCAUAGACAUCCUUACCAAAUGGCAAGACGUCGGGCCAUCUCUCCCCGCCGACCUCACAGUAACGGUGAUGCUGUCGGGGCAGCAAGCCGCGUUCCGGGCCAUGUACCUCGGCACGUGCAGCUCGCUCGUGGCAACGAUGGGCGAGCGGUUGCCGGAGCUCAACAUGACGAGCGCCGACUGCCAGCCCAUGACCUGGCUCCAGUCCACGGCCUUGUCCUUCAUCACCUUCACCAACAACAAACCGCUGGAGGAGGCGCUCCUGAGCAGGACCACCAGCCUCAGCACCUUCACCAAGGUCAAGUCCGACUACGUCACGCGCGCCAUCCCCAAGACCGCGUGGAAGGACAUCUUUUCCUGGUUCGCCAUGAACGGCGCCGGCCUCAUCGUGCUCGAGCCCCACGGCGGGCUCAUGGCCACCAUCCCCGCCGCCGCAACGCCGUACCCGCACCGGAGCGGCGUGCUCUACAUCAUCCAGUACAUCGCGUUCUGGCAAGGCGACGGCGGCACGGCGGCCACCACCUGGCUCGGCAGCUUCUACGACUUCAUGGGGCACUACGUGAGCAGCAACCCGAGGCAGGCGUACGUCAACUUCCGGGACCUGGACAUCGGCCAGAACGCGGUGUCGGACGACCUCAGUACCACGUCCCAGAGCGGCAAGGUUUGGGGUGAGCGCUACUUCAUGAGCAACUACCAGAGGCUCGCGUCGGUGAAGGCAGCCGUGGAUCCAAUGGACUACUUCAGAAACGAGCAGAGCAUCCCCCCGUUGCGACCAGUCCCAGCCUACAACGACUACAACGACGACCCAAGUGAGCAGAGAUUCAUGCCACAGGAUCCCCUUAAUUAGUACAGUAAUUAAUUCGAUCCUUUUACUACUUCAAGAUGACUACGGGCCCGGAUUAGUCUACUUCCCUUGCUAUAAUAAUACUGUACAAGUUGUAUUUUCUCCUUCUCGUGGUGACUGCUGGGUGGAGACAACUUAAUUACUCUCCUUUCCAGGAUAAACAUUAUCAAGUUGUAUUUGAAUGGACUGCGAUAUGCAUGGUGAUGAUGUGGAUGCUUAUUGGGAUGCUAAUGAAAAUGACAGUCUCAGGCCAGCCGCUAGCC
Messenger RNA from Triticum dicoccoides, 1949 nucleotides. Its product is annotated as berberine bridge enzyme-like 27. The transcript has a single exon. NCBI's taxonomy places the organism in Eukaryota, Viridiplantae, Streptophyta, Magnoliopsida, Poales, Poaceae. Gene Ontology annotation, molecular function: FAD binding; oxidoreductase activity. The record is from RefSeq and is a predicted model, not a curated record. The coding region runs from base 61 to 1689 and encodes 542 amino acids.